Molecule: messenger RNA, 999 nt
Organism: Coregonus clupeaformis (lake whitefish)
Lineage: Eukaryota; Metazoa; Chordata; Actinopteri; Salmoniformes; Salmonidae
Product: keratinocyte-associated protein 2
Exons: 5
Coding region: 131-541 (136 amino acids)
Source: RefSeq, a predicted model, not a curated record
UGUGCCACCUCUCACCGUCACCGGGUAGCAGAAACGGAGAUUGUUCCUGGAUCUGCCUGUGUUUUGAAAGGAUAUCGAAAACGCCUGAUCUUUUGUGUCAAAAACGUAAUUAUUGGUUAAAUAUCAAAACAUGGCAGUGAACACAGGCACAUCCCUGGUUCUGUCCAGUCUGUUCUCGGUGUUGGUGUUUGCUGGGAUGCAGAUGUUCAGCAGACAGCUGGGCUCUACAGAGUUGCUCACCAUCCUGGGAGGCUUCCUGGGCUCUGUCCUCUUCAUCUGCUCCAUCACUGCCUUCAAUAACCUGGAAAACCUCAUCUUCGGCAAGGGAUUCCAGGUCAAGAUCUUCCCAGAGAUCCUGGUGUGCCUGUGCCUCUCUCUGUUUGCCUCUGGACUGGUGCACCGCGUGUGUGUCACCACAUGUCUGAUAUUCUCUCUGUUCGCCCUCUACUACAUCAACAAAGUGUCUGCUGCUCUGUACCAGGCAGCCGUUCCCACGGUAACGCCAGCCAAGGCUGCCAGCAAGGGCAAGAAAAAGAACUAAGCCACUAAUUAGAUCAAACUUUCAUACCGUCAUCCAAUCAGCAUCCACUACAACGGCUAACCAGGCAAAGGAGAAAUGGUGUAGGUUAGCCAAUGACAGCGCACCCAGGUUCCUUUUUGUAGGUCAUGCCAACCAGCAUUCUUACAUAUUUUCCUUAACUCCAAGACCACUGAUCUCCAAGGACUGGACAGGUCUGAGCAGUAUACAUAGCAGAGACCAACCCAGCCCAUCCAUACACUGUUAUCAGCAGUCAUGAGGCCUGGGGUGGAGGAAAUGAAGCAGUUUGAGAUAUAGCCAGAAUCAUGUCUUUACAUUCCCUACAUCAUCCCCUCCUACUCAGCGCUUGUUUCAAACUGCUUGCCUACAGAUCCAUAUUUUUGAUUGACUACCCUUUUGUUUUGGUAUGAACACUUUGCUUUUGUUAAAAUUAAUUUGUAAUUAAAAACCAUUGAAAAUAG